AGAAGGCAAGGCUGGCAUGCAGAGCACAACUAAACCAUCCUAGGCUGCUAUCAUAGAUAUGCCCCAAUUGCCAAUACCUGGGUAAGGAAAAAAGAAAAGAAGUGAGGCUUGGAUAAACCCCAUACUUAAGUGAGGUACCUGCAGAAAACCCAUCACCUUUUUCCUGUUUCCUUUUGGCAUUUGAUUGAUAUAUCCUCCUUCACUCCUCUCUUCCUUCCCUUUCCCUGCAUACCUUAAACUCUAAAACAAGGCCGAGCUUGUCACCUGAGAUUAAUCGGCGUUGUGUCACUGUUGGAGAGUUAUCAUUUUGUCAAAAUCAUACAGCACCGUUAGGAAAAUUGUGGAGGAGAUUUUUUGAAGGAAGAAAGGAAGAAAGUGGGGCAGAGAUCGAAAGAGAUAUUGCAAAGAUGGUGGUCACUCCAGAGGGAAUGAUAGGAAUCCUUUGGUCCUUCGUUGUUUUCGAUGCUAUAUUUCUGGCCAUUCGACUGUACCUGGUUAUCACUCGACCUCGUCUGACUCUCGCAGCUUUCGCCAGCGAAGCUUGCGUUUUCACGGCCUUCUUACUGAUCUUAUUAGAGACGUCGUCGACAACAGUGUACCAGGCAAUGCGAAUCAAGUAUCGCGAUGACCCCACGAUACCAAAAUCGCUGGGUAUGCCUAGAGAAACGCUGACUCUAAUAUUCAAGUUCCAACUAGCGGAGGUCGAGAUGUACAUUACUGGAGUAUGGCUCGUGAAGGGCUCUUUCUUAGCGUUGUACUUUGACAUAUUCCGUUCUCUACCGCCUCGAAUUAAGGGCAUGCUUCAAUUCACGACGUUUUACACUAUCUUGAGUUGGUUCGCAAAUUUCUUGCUACCCCUGGUGUAUUGUCGCCCGCUCAGGCUUGUAUGGUCAAUUGAGAACCAUUGUACUUCCUUCCGUUCAACAUUCGGAACAACAUUUCCAAUGGUGACAAAUGUGACUACUGAUUUACUGAGUACGUUCCCACCAUCGAAAUGCGAUACCCGAAACAUACUGACAUGAGAAAAAAAAACCCAAUUGAAGUCAUGGUAAUCCCAAUCUUGGUACUGAGGACAUUGAACCUCCGAAAAUCCGAAAUGGUCGCAAUCGCCUUCUUACUAUCGCUCGGCUGUCUCACCAUAAUCGCGGCACUACUCAGAUACGCCUAUGUCACCAAGCGCAACGCCUUGGGUAAGAGCGGUAGCCCAAACUUGGUAACGUAAUACAAACCCCUCCCGGUCCACUCCAUCCUCUGUCCCACCUGCCCCACUCCGCUUAGGUCCUGUCAUCUGCCCCUCACCCGAAUUCAAGGAAAAAGCGAUAUUAACCCACCACCUCCACUAACAGCCAAGCCCAAAUCUGGUCUUACGCCGAAUGUUGUAUCGCCGUGUUCGCCGCAUGCUUGCCCGCCGGGCGCGUCCUCCUCGCCCGUUGCAAGCUUCGAAACGCAUCGGGCGGCAGUUCCAGUCGCGGACACAGCAGCUUCUCUGUAAAGAUGGGCAAGAAACAGGUUUGUUUGCCGGAACGCAGGAGCGCGGGUGAGCAUGGACUUGUCGUUUUCAAGGCUACGAGUUUUGGCGUUGAUAGUACAGCUGAGUUGACGGGAGGGCAGGUGAGUUCUGAGGGCAGAUCUUCGCGGGGGAGCCAUGUAUCCCCGCCGGACAGGUUGGCGAACCUGAGGCCGGUUUAGUUAGCGGUUGGGCCUUGUGCCUCCUUUGUUUUUUUCUUCCGUUUUUUUUGGAGGGGGGGAUAGUUUGGGCCUAUCGGACUUUCUGUUUUUGUCUUGCCACGCUGGGUAGAUGGGUGCGGGUCCCGGUAUUAGGGACGAGAUGUGACCCUCGGCCAGAGGAAAGGAUAGUGAUGGAUAGAGUGGAGAAGCGCUAUCGGGAGGUCAUGGUCUAAAAGCAGGGGGAACCCGAGAGGUUAUUCACGAUGGUAAUGGUGGUAAUGUUAUGAAGAAUUCAUCAAGCUCGGGAGCUCUUGUUUUCUCCAAAAGACCCAAAUCCCACACCACACCACAGAACUCGCCAAGGGAAAGCCAUAGAAUAGAAAGGCUGGAUAAGAUGGAAGGGUGCUCUCAGAGAAAAUCAAAAUCAAAAGCUUAUCAUAAUAACAACGAAAUUUAUGAGACUAAGCCUCGCAUGCCUGCCUGGCAAAAACCAGGUUCAUUUUUUCUUGCCCUCCUUAGCUCGUCAAUCUCACUUUCUUUCCUUCAGGAUCGCGCAACGUUUCCCUUUUCCAUUUUUGUAUUUAGAGUAUGGAUACUGUCUAAUCUAGACCGCAUGACAUUGCAUGACAUUGCAUACUCUCCUAUAGACGCGAUAUUACUCGCACAUUUUCUGGAUGGAGUCCGGAGGUGUGGUAUUUGA
Molecule: messenger RNA, 2368 nt
Organism: Tuber melanosporum (Perigord truffle)
Lineage: Eukaryota; Fungi; Ascomycota; Pezizomycetes; Pezizales; Tuberaceae
Exons: 3
Coding region: 1952-2368 (138 amino acids)
Source: RefSeq, a predicted model, not a curated record